Raphanus sativus (radish) is the source of this 751-nucleotide messenger RNA. RefSeq names its product pectinesterase inhibitor 4-like. Gene Ontology annotation, biological process: negative regulation of catalytic activity. The coding region runs from base 39 to 653 and encodes 204 amino acids. NCBI's taxonomy places the organism in Eukaryota, Viridiplantae, Streptophyta, Magnoliopsida, Brassicales, Brassicaceae. Gene Ontology annotation, molecular function: enzyme inhibitor activity. The record is from RefSeq and is a predicted model, not a curated record. The transcript has a single exon.
UUAAGGAAAACUACGACAGAAAAUUGGAAGCCAUCAACAUGUCGCAGUUCCUCUAUUCUCUAACGCUUGUCUUCGUUUUCCUCACAUCAACAAACAUCCAAAAGACAGCAGCAACUCCAUCAUCCUACUCCGAAAACCACAAAAUGUUCGUGAAAACGGCAUGCAAUUCGACAACAUACCCUGACAAAUGCUACAAGUCUUUAUCCACAUACUCCGCGGCCAUCAAAUCCGACCCGAUCAAGCUAUGCACCACAGCGCUUAAACUCAACGUGAAAUCCGCAAAAGAAGCGACUUCUGUCGUCGCUAAGCUUCUCAAAAAGUCUCAGAAAUCCGCCGCGGGGCGAAAGAUUAAAAUGGCACCAGAGACGCUGAUCCUCAAGGACUGCCUUGAGGAGAUGGAGGACACAAUUGUUGAGCUCAAGCAAGCGAUCACAGAGAUGAAGACUAUACGAGAUGGUGAGUCUAUAUCUGAGCAUAUAACGAACGUUAGGACUUGGGUGAGCUCGGCGUUGACCGACGAAGGGACUUGUACUGAUGGGUUCGAAGAGGUGAAAGUGAAUAAAGAAACUAAGAAGACGGUGACGAAGGUUGUCCAGGAACUUGCAACGACAACUAGUAAUACUUUGGCGCUUCUUACUAAUCUAAGUUACUAGCGUAAAAUUGGAAUAUAUUAAGAUUAUUGUUAAUGAAUUAUUAAGACCCCUUCCAUGUGCAUGUUGUUUUCUUGCUUUUCUUUGAAUAAUAUGUAAAA